Molecule: messenger RNA, 1368 nt
Organism: Spodoptera litura
Lineage: Eukaryota; Metazoa; Arthropoda; Insecta; Lepidoptera; Noctuidae
Product: ral GTPase-activating protein subunit beta-like
Biological process (GO): activation of GTPase activity
Molecular function (GO): GTPase activator activity
Source: RefSeq, a predicted model, not a curated record
AUGUAUAGUACAUUGCCCAUGUUGAUGUUUCCCAGCGCGGGCAUGACGCUAGGCGAGUUGACCCGCGGCCGCAUCUCGUUGAUCUGCGUGUCGGCGGUGCAGGUGGAGACGGUGGACGCGCUGGCCGUGCCGCUCCUGAGCGCGCUGUACCUGUGCGUGCGCCACAACGCCGCCGCCGCGCCCGCGCCGCCCGCGCCCUCCUCCACCUCGCACACCACCGACUAUAAAGCGCGGUCAGACUGCGGCAGUGGCUCGGGCAGCGCGGAAGGUCACUCGCUCGACGACUUCGCAGCUGACGUUAGGGAGCUAGACCCAUCCUCGCCUGUUUUCGGUGCGGCGCUGGUGGUGCGCGCUACGUACCUGGUGUGUCACCGCCUCAUCUCCUCCUGGAAGGGAGACCUGCAAGUCUCCUUGGCAGCCCUAGAACUACUCUCGGGCCUAGCCAAGCUGCAUUCUUCGAAACCAGAAGCGAUAGAGCGCAAGCGCGCCGUGCGCUGGAUCUGCGACUACAUCACGGUGCAGUGCAGCCGGCCCCCGCAGGCUCACUCGCGCGACCUGCACUCCUGCGUCGUGGCCGCCUACUCCUGCCUCGCCGCCUGGCUCUGUCCCGCCCUGCUAGCUGACCAGGACUGCAUCGCCACUCUCUUGGAGGUCGUCGAGCUUGGUAUUUCUGGGAGUAAGAGCCAAGGAAAACCCGGGGAGCCUCCGAAAAUGAAGGACGAGAAAGAACUGAAGCCAGUUUCCAUGCGAGUACGAGAUGCUGCAGAAUCUCUGCUCAUGUUGAUUUUAGAACAGCAAAUAGGUAACGGUGGCAAUGGCUCCUCAUGGUGUCGGCUGGACGAGCGCUGGCUGUCGGCGCUGGGACACGGCCGCCUGCGACACUUCGUGGCCGACGGGAACAUACUGCUGUCUCUGCUGGAGGAACCGCUCAGUAACAGCCAGGAGCCACAGCCUACGCUUAUUGUAAUAAUCCGCUGCGGCUGGGGUCGCUACGCGUGGUCGCUGAGCGCGCGCGGCGCGGCCCGCUGCGCCGGGCGGGGCGUGGGCGCGGCGUGCGCGCGGCCCGUCGACAUGAGGGAGGCACGCCCCGCCACCCUGCCCGCCUGCAGGCCUCUACCACAUGCACCGCCCUGUGCCACUGACUCCGCAUUCCCGAGUUUGGAAGCAGUGUUACGGCAACUAAACGAUCCUGACGCGCCGACCUUGUUCAAACUAUUGGAACAACAGGCCGCCAUCGAGAAACGAGUAAAAGAGAGCGAAGAUAACGUUGUAAGUAUACAUUAUUUGCAUUUGCCGAACCAUGUGGAUGUGCAUGUGGUUUCCCUCGAAUCUCUCUGUACGCAGCUCAUAAUUAAGGGUUCUGGUUGA